Messenger RNA from Ruditapes philippinarum (Manila clam), 1012 nucleotides. RefSeq names its product heavy metal-binding protein HIP-like. The coding region runs from base 38 to 820 and encodes 260 amino acids. The record is from RefSeq and is a predicted model, not a curated record. The transcript is spliced from 3 exons. NCBI's taxonomy places the organism in Eukaryota, Metazoa, Mollusca, Bivalvia, Venerida, Veneridae. Gene Ontology annotation, molecular function: protein binding.
CCUUUUCUGAUUUUAUUUUUCAACUGUCGUUAUCAAAAUGGGUUUCUCAUUAUUAUUUUCAUUUGUUAUUGUCGUUGGAAUAUAUAAUUGUUCUGAGGCUAGAGAGCCUGUAUGUUCUAAAUUUGCAUAUGAAGAACAGCUUUUAGAGAAAAUGAUAAGGACUGAAAUUAAGGUAGAAACAAUGGUGAAUGAAAUUAAGAAAACUGAGGAAAAUGUCAUCAGUACAUUAGGUGACAUUAAACGAGCAGUUGCUGAUUUUACGGACAUGUUUGCAGACAUGAAGGAGAACAUAACCGAUGAAAUAGAAAGGAGAGAAGAAUCCUUCAAGAAGUUAUUUGAGGAAACAAGAACAAACCUAACGAGUGACAUGGAAGCUAAAAGAGAAGAACUUACUCAAUUACAAGAAAAACUUGAACGACCUCCGAUUGUUUUCCAUGCACAUCACGUGGCAGAUAAGCUUCUUGAUAAAACAGAUGAGAUAAUUAUAUUUACGAAAAGUGUGAUUAACGAGGGAACAGGAUACGACACUUCUACUGGAAUAUUUACAGCACCUGUUGGAGGACUGUACCAGUUUUCUGUGCAUACAUGUGCUUAUAUUGGAAAAUAUGCCUUAAUUGGUCUAGUGUUAGAAGGUAAAGUUAUUGCAGCUGAUAUGAACUAUGAUAAAUAUUAUCAUACCUGUAAUACUGUUGCAGCAAUAGUGAGAGUAAGAUCAGGAGAAAAAGUUUGGGUCAAAUCAACAGCGUCAGGUUCAGUCCAUCAGCUUUUACAAAACGCAGACGCGAUGAACACAUUUAGUGGACUGCUUCUCAAUAACUAAAUGAAUGAAUAAAUUCAACAUUGAUAUCAGUAAAAGUCCUUUUUCUAUAUUUGUAUUUGACUUCACAUAACAACGUUUUUGUGCAAAUUGUUUCAUUUAUCAAACAAAUUAAUAGCUUUUUCAUGAAAUAAGUAGAAAUUCUAGGUUGUUUCUAAAAUAUAUGUAGAAGUUAUAAAGAAUAUUAAUCAUGUA